AUGGCGGGUGUAAGCAAAUGCAUGAAGUACUCCAUGUUCAUCUUCAACUUUUUGUUUUGGGUGUGUGGUUGCAUUAUUUUGGGAUUCUCUAUAUGGAUACGUGUUAGCAGUGCUCAGCAGGGGGUGGACAGCAGCUUGCUUGGAGGAGUUAAUCUACUAAUAGCCGUGGGCGCCAUCAUCAUGAUCCUUGGGUUCCUCGGGUGCUGCGGUGCUGCAAAGGAGAGCCGCUGCAUGCUGAUGUUGUUUUUUAUUGCACUGCUUCUGAUACUGAUUCUUCAGAUCACAGGAGGUGUUUUAGGAGCAGUAUACAAACCUCAGGUUGAAGAAGCCUUUAACCUUACUCUAAGCGAAAGUGUGAGGGCACUCCAAAGUACUACAGGAGAAUAUAAAGAGUAUCAGGAAGAUUUCCAGAAGCUGGAGAAAAAGUACCAGUGUUGUGGAUUACAGAAUGGACCUGGAGACUGGGGAGAAAAUUUUGACAAACAAAAAGACAUCUGUCAGUGUGAACUAGAGAAGCCAUCAUCAGACGUUUGCAUCAAAUAUAAAGGCAGAGACAUCUAUAAAAAAUCCUGUGGAAAAGUGAUUAUGCAACAAAUUAAAGACAAUCUGGUCAUAAUUAUGGGGAUUGCCUUUGGACUGGCUGUCGUUGAGAUUCUUGGUUUGGUGUUUUCUAUGGUCCUCUACUGCCAGAUCGGGAGCAAAUGA
Messenger RNA from Pyrgilauda ruficollis (rufous-necked snowfinch), 705 nucleotides. It is a transcript of the gene TSPAN8, whose product is annotated as tetraspanin 8. Gene Ontology annotation, cellular component: membrane. Lineage: Eukaryota; Metazoa; Chordata; Aves; Passeriformes; Passeridae. The transcript has 8 exons. The record is from RefSeq and is a predicted model, not a curated record. Bases 1 to 705 code for a protein of 234 amino acids.